ACGCAAACACACCACUGCCCGCAGUCGUCCGUGGCUCACGAGUCCAGCGCGCGGCGGCCGCCACCACCACCACCACCAUCACCAGCGACGACGACGAGCGACGAGCGCGAGAGCCAUGGCGCAGGUGAGCAUCGUGACGGCGGCGAGGAGGGCGGACGCGCUGAACCCUGACGCCAGGGAGUUCCUCCCGUGGUGGCGCCUUGGGGGCAGCAGGAAGCAGCUCUCGGUCGACGCGCCAGAGUUCAUCCCCACCAGCUGGGGGAAAGCGGCGGCGGCCGCCGCCGCCCGCGGUGUGGUCAUAGCCCGCCCAAACAACUCCGGCACGGGGAGAGCAGCGAGAAGACCCGCAAGCAAUAGUCGGCAGGAUGCAAACUCACCACGGAAUGCAUUUUUCAAGUCUCACAGGUCUCAAUGGGAUGAAACUGUGAAAAGAACAAUCUUUGUCAAAUAUAUUGAUCACACUGUCACCGAGGAAACGCUGGCUUGUAUGUUUCGGUUAUUUGGGACUGUGGUGGAUUGCCGCAUUUGUGGACACCCUACUUCUGGUGGUCUCAGGUUUGGAUUUGUAGAGCUUCGACACGAAGACGAAGCACUUGCGUCAUUAGAUCUUGAUGGAUCCAUUAUUGGCAUAUCUGCUGUGAGCGUUUCACGCUCAAGGACUGCAAUCUGCCCUAUUAACCCCAAGUUCCUUCCUCAGUCUGAAGCCGAGUGGGAGACGUGCUUGAGGACUAUAUAUUGCACCAGUAUCAGCAAAAUUGUCACAAGUAGUAAUCUGAAAGCUUUUUGUGAGGCGUAUUUUGGCAAGGCACAGCAAUUCGUUACCUCAUUUAUCAAUUCUGCAAAUGCCACGUACCCUUUCUGUGUUUAUCUUCAAGGAUUAUACAAAUGA
Messenger RNA from Sorghum bicolor (sorghum), 889 nucleotides. Its product is annotated as polyadenylate-binding protein-interacting protein 8. NCBI's taxonomy places the organism in Eukaryota, Viridiplantae, Streptophyta, Magnoliopsida, Poales, Poaceae. The record is from RefSeq and is a predicted model, not a curated record. The coding region runs from base 116 to 889 and encodes 257 amino acids. Gene Ontology annotation, molecular function: RNA binding. The transcript has 7 exons.